AUGUCCACGCCAGAGCGCUACGACAUCCGCGAGGAGCGCCGCUCUCGCAAGCAGCUGAGCUGUGCUGUGCCAUGCGCCAACUGCGUGCGGCGCGAGUGCACAGACCUCUGUCCGAACAGUGUGCGAGUGAAGAAGCAGACGCAGCGCGACGACAUCGGCGAGGUGCGCGAGCGGCUGGCUGCGAUCGAGGGGCUGCUUGCGGCGAUCCCGGGAUUGCGGCGCGCGAUGAGCGUGAGCCGCGCGAGGCGCGCGUUCGGGAAGACGAGAGACGCUCCAGCUCCCCCGCGCCACGACACCGCUCUCCCCAUCGCCCGUAUACGUACGGCUCAACAAGUCACCCCCGCUCCCCUCGCCGACCUUCUCGAGAAGAACCACGAGGAAUCGACUGCCUCCCUCCCAACUCCUUCACACCCGACCCCAUCGCACGCUUCAAACCCCUCAAUACCCGCCUUUGAGUACCGAUAUGAGCCCAAUCCUCCGCCGCAAGACGAGAGCUACGGAACACUGGUGAUCGACCGUUCGGGACGGAGCAAGUGGCUCGGCCCAACAGCUGGCACCGAGUGGCUGCGCAACUCUGAGGUCGGGCCACGUCGGAGUCGCUCCCCCUCCCCGCCUCCCGCCGAGCGCGCUGAUGAGGACUGGUUCGGCGCCGAUUCGCUCUUCCCCUUUCCGCCGUGGGGCCCGGCGCCAACCAUGACCACGAUCCUCCUACAUCUCCCUCCUGUGGCGCAAGCGCGCGUCCUUCUCAACGCCUACUACGGCAACUAUACAUGGAACCAUGACGUCGCGCCGCGCACAGGCGUGCAGCCAAUCUUCGAGCGCGCGUACGGCCUUGACGCCGAGAGCGAUGCCAAAGUCCACCCCCAGCAGCUGGCCCUUCUGUUUAUCAUUCUCGCCAUGGGUGCGCUGCAUAACCCCGCGCUCCCGCCGCACGAUCCCGGCGCGGAGCACCACCUCGCGGCCGCGCGCUGGUGUCUCGUCAAAGGCGACUUUAUAGGGCACAACACGAUCGCUGGGCUGCAAGCACUCGUGAUCAUGGCGCACUAUGCGCUGGAAACUGAGAAGGGGCGGAAUGGGGACAGCGCCUGGCCGCUCUGGGGUCUGGCGAUGCGCCUCGUUACCGCGAUGGGGCUUCACAUCGACGGGCGCCGCUGGAAUUUACCGCCCGACGUAGCCGAAGAGCGACGGCACGUUUUCUGGGAAUGCCACACCAUCGACGUGUUCCAAGCCAACUGCUUCUCGCGCCCCUCCUCGCUACGCCCGGAACACAUUGACACGGCCUUCCCGGGAUCCGGCGAUCGCGACUUUCGCACGCUCAAAUUCGAGCUGUGCCGCAUCUCUGGCGCCGUUCUCGACCAGGCCAUGGACGUGCGCCCGACGCCCUACGCCUCCAUCGAUGCCCUCUACGACCGCUUGUGCGCCUUCGAGCGCCAUAUCCCGUUCGGGAUGCGCUGCCGAACCGCCCUCCUCGCCCUGCCAUCCGUGUACGCGGACGCCGAGAGCGCGACGCGCGACUCGCCGCCCGUGAGCGCAAACCUUGCACGCACGUUUCAGCAGUUUACGCUCGCGCUCAAUGUAUCCGAGGCCAUCCUCUUCCUCCAGCGCCCCUACUUUGUGCGCGCGCUCCAAGAGGCGCCGCAAGACCCGACGCGUAGCGCGCAUGCGAAGAGCUACCUUGCCGUUGUGGAGCGCUGCAACGUGCUCAUCGAGGUCGUCGCGGGCCUGUACGAGCUUUACCCGACGGUCACAGCGCGCCACUGGUUUUUCUGGUACCACCUGUUCACGGCCGCCGUGUGUCUCGGCACCAUGAUAAUCUUGAAUCCGACGAACCCGCUCGCAGGCCUCGUGCUCGGCCAAAUCGACCACAGCAUCAAGCUCUACUCCUCCGUGCUGCGCGACCACGCGACGCCCUCGCUCCUGCAGAACCACCAGUGGCUGCUGCGCCUGCGCGCGCGCGCGCUCAGCAAGGUGGAGCACGCGCCGCCGCCGCCCGGCGACGAGGGCGAUGUCGACGUCGAGCUGCUGGGCUGGCGCACGCGGCUGGUGGAGCGCGCGCGCGGGCAGCGGCGCGCAACGACGAUCCGGCGCGACGGCGACGACAGCCCCGCGACGGCGUCGCUCGGCGCGUCCCCCGCCCCCAUGCACAUGCCGGACGCUAUGCCUGGGCCGGCGCCGACGAUCGACCAGGUUCUGCAGCAGCACUUUGUCGACGCGCCGCAGCGGACGCAGGACCCCGCGACAGACCUGCUCCUCCACCAGUUCUGGGACCCCACGACACUGCUCGAAAGCCGCGAGGGCGCGGGCGGUGCCAGCAACUGGUGGACGGCGUGGGAUCUGGGCCUGCCGGAUCUGCAGAACUCGAUGUGA
This is a messenger RNA of Cutaneotrichosporon oleaginosum, 2367 nucleotides long. RefSeq lists its product as uncharacterized. The record is from RefSeq and is a predicted model, not a curated record. Gene Ontology annotation, molecular function: DNA binding; zinc ion binding. Lineage: Eukaryota; Fungi; Basidiomycota; Tremellomycetes; Trichosporonales; Trichosporonaceae. Gene Ontology annotation, biological process: DNA-templated transcription.